AUGCCCGCCGCCGGUCACGGUAAAUCAACCUUCUUCCUCUUCCUUUUUCCUUCCUCCUCUCGCCAACCCACCACUGCCGGCGCCGGUGUUCAAUGUUCAUCUCAUGAUUCCGAAAUUCUUGCAAGCUACUUUAGCCCCUUCCGAGUCCCCACGCAUCGUCUCGUACUCUGUGUACACAUCUGCUUUAUGUAUGCACUCUAUGCAGAGUACUCUGCACCGCACUGGCAUUCUCGCGGCAUUCCCACGGAAUUCUCGCGGCCGCGGAAAGGAGGCGGAGGCCGAAUGAAGCGUGAGCGUUCUCGAGCGAACCGGUUCGGAGCGUUAGGAGAGCUUGAAAGAGAGCUUGGAGGGGGCUCCGGCCGGCCGGCCGCGAUCGACGACGACUCAAAUAUUGCUGGGCCAAUGCGGCCGACCGACUGGCUGGCUGGCCGCUGGCCUGUGCGCGUCUGCCAGUGCCAUCUACGGAGAGAUAUGAACUUCUUCAAGCCACCAUCGGAAAGGUCCCACGUUUCGGAGUGA
Messenger RNA from Tricharina praecox, 519 nucleotides. RefSeq lists its product as uncharacterized. The transcript has 3 exons. The record is from RefSeq and is a predicted model, not a curated record. NCBI's taxonomy places the organism in Eukaryota, Fungi, Ascomycota, Pezizomycetes, Pezizales, Pyronemataceae. The coding region runs from base 1 to 519 and encodes 172 amino acids.